This is a messenger RNA of Procambarus clarkii (red swamp crayfish), 2405 nucleotides long. RefSeq names its product DBH-like monooxygenase protein 1. Gene Ontology annotation, molecular function: copper ion binding; dopamine beta-monooxygenase activity. The record is from RefSeq and is a predicted model, not a curated record. Gene Ontology annotation, biological process: octopamine biosynthetic process; dopamine catabolic process; norepinephrine biosynthetic process. NCBI's taxonomy places the organism in Eukaryota, Metazoa, Arthropoda, Malacostraca, Decapoda, Cambaridae. Gene Ontology annotation, cellular component: secretory granule membrane.
AACUAGUCUGGCCAUGGAUGGCAGUCUGAGCGGGUCGACGUAGACCGCUCCCGGUCGUCACUCAGUAAGACUCUCCCGUCCAAGCAAGACUCGUCCAGGCAGGAUUCUCCCGUGCAAGCAAGACUCUCCCGUGCAAGCAAGACUCUCCCGUCCAAGCAAGACUCUCCCGCCCAAAAGGAAGCGCCAGUUUGGAUUCGUUUCCUUCGCUUACCGCUUGCACCCUGUGAACCCGGCAGCCUUCGGAGAGACGGGAUGAUUAUGGGCAUGUACACCGCUGUGUUCCUGCUGGCCCUCGCCAGGUUGGCUAUGUGUUCCACAAGGCAGCACCAGCAGCACCACCACCAGCAGCAGCAGCAGGGUGUGGAGCUAGGUCUGGUCUCCGCCUAUCACCACCCCAUCCAUACUCAUCAGUCUCCACUGGAUCCUGAUGGAGUCUUAACCGUGUACUGGACGCCCGACUUCGUCAAAGAGGAAGUAGUGUUCGAAAUUCACGCUCGGACCAAGGGAUGGAUUGGCUUCGGGUUCUCGCUUGAUGGCGGCAUGAGGGGCAGCGACAUGGUGACGGCUUGGGUGAAGGACGGCCGCCUCUUUCUUCAGGACCGCUAUGGGAUAGAUGAAGGGACACCACUCCUGGACGACCACCCAGACUGGAGGCCACUCUAUGCUCAGGAGAACGACACCCAUACCGUAUUGGUCGUGGCUAGAGACAUCAACACCUGCGACCCACACGACUAUGUCCUCACGAACGACUCUGUGCGGAUGAUCUACGCAUGGGGGGAGGAAGACCCCACAGGCCCAGCCCCUCCCUACCACGGCCCGAGACGAGGCAACAGGUACGCGCUGGUACUGCUGCCAUUCCAUCGCCAGGUUCUGCCGACGGAGGCGCAGGUGUGGACGGUUAAGCAGAAGGUCACCUUGCCCCAUACGCAAGACACCUUCUACUGGUGCCACAUAGAGAAGAUUCCCAAGUGGGAGACCAAACACCACUACAUUGGGUUUGACAUGAUUUAUGGAAAGAAUUCACGGGAGAACCUUCAUCAUUCGGUGGCCUUCGAGUGCCACAGUAAUGACGGCAGUGACCCGGGGAGCGUGCUGGAGAAGCACUUGGACGUCCCGGGCUACGAGUGCUACACCCCCAACAUGCCCUCAGAGUUCUACCUCUGCGAGAGGUUCCUCAUCAACUGGGCCAUCGGCAGCGAGGGAGAGCUGCUGCCGGAGCGAGUGGGCUACCCUCUGGGAGACCUGCAUGGCGGCGCCACCUACAUCAUGUUCCAGACCCACUAUGACAACAGGAGGCUCGAGCGUGACGUCACCGUGGAGUGGGGCAUGAAUAUUUACUACACCGACAAGCUCAGGGAGAUUGACGCCAGUAACAUGGGUCUGGGUCACGCCCUGCUCUUCUCCCUGACGGUGCCACCCCGGACGCCCCACUGGCUGGUGUCCGGACACUGUCCGUCAGAGUGCACCGCCGCCACCAUACCGCCGGACGGCAUCAACGUCUUCACCGUCUUCAUUCACGGCCACUACCUCGCUCGAGCCAUCAGACUCAGGCACUUCAGGAAGGGCGUCGAACUGCCGCCUCUCGCCGAGGAUAAACACUACGCUGCUGACUUCCAGCAGUCCCGCCGACUCACGAAGGAGGUGAAGAUCUUGCCGGGGGACCACCUCACUGUAGAGUGCGACUAUGACAGCACCGGCCGAGCCAAAGGAACGUUCACGGGAUGGAAAGCAGAGGACGAGAUGUGUCAGGCAUUUAUCAAUUACUACCCCCGUGUCGACCUGGCUCUCUGCCGCUCCUCUCCCCACCCGCGCCUCCUUCAGGACACCUUCGGCCUAGGCAGCUUUCAAGAGGAUCUGAACCUUGAUGGCUUCGAGUUUGAUCCCGAGGUUGGUGCAGGUCAGAGGUACCAAGAGGUGAUGAACAGCCUUCCCUGGGACACCAUGGACAAGACGACGCUCAACACGAAGGUGUUGCAGGGGGACCAGGUCAUAAAGUGCCAGUACAACUAUGGCAUCAAGAUGAAGCUGGACACCAACGUGACCCGGUAUCCGCGAGCGACGCCCUUCGUGCCCCCCAGCGACCUAGCCUGCGCCGCCCUCAACCUCCACCACGUCCAAGGUGCUUCCGACCGUGCUUCUGCUGCCCCGCUCCUCGUGCUGGUCCUGGUGGCGCUGACGGUGGUACUACAUGAUCUCUGAACGUGACAGUCAAAUCAUUUAGUAAAUACAAGGGUAAAGAAAAAGGCAUUUCUUUGCCCAUAAUGAUGAAUUACUUAAUGUUUGCAACUGUGCGGGUGUGCUGCCACACCUCGCAGGUAAUAGGUUUCAGUUUCUGAACGUUCAUACGCACACGUAUGAACACACCUGAACACGUUCAUGUACACAUAAAUAAAACGAUAAACUAU